This is a messenger RNA of Phyllostomus hastatus (greater spear-nosed bat), 2080 nucleotides long. RefSeq names its product opsin 4 (gene OPN4). Gene Ontology annotation, biological process: G protein-coupled receptor signaling pathway; visual perception. NCBI's taxonomy places the organism in Eukaryota, Metazoa, Chordata, Mammalia, Chiroptera, Phyllostomidae. The coding region runs from base 39 to 1466 and encodes 475 amino acids. Gene Ontology annotation, molecular function: G protein-coupled receptor activity. The transcript is spliced from 10 exons. Gene Ontology annotation, cellular component: membrane. The record is from RefSeq and is a predicted model, not a curated record.
CUUCUCUGUGGGCUCAAGAAAAGACCACCCGCUUCAGGAUGAACUCUCCUUUGGGGCCAAGAGUCUCACUGGAUCCAGCGCAAGAGCCCUGCUGUGUGGCCACUCCACUUUCACCCAGCAGGUGGGACAGCUCCCAGAGCAGCACCUCCAGCCUGGACCAACCUGUUCCCAUCAAUCCCACGCCUGGGGCUCAGGCUACUGCCUGGGUCCCCUUCCCCACAGUCGAUGUUCCGGACCAUGCCCACUACACCCUAGGCACGGUGGUCCUGCUGGUGGGCCUCACAGGAAUGCUGGGCAAUCUGACAGUCAUCUAUACCUUUUGCAGGAGCAGAAGCCUCAGGACACCUGCCAACAUGUUCAUUAUCAACCUUGCAAUCAGCGACUUCCUCAUGUCCUUCACCCAGGCCCCUGUUGUAUUUGCCAGCAGCCUCUAUAAGCGGUGGCUCUUUGGGGAGGCAGGCUGCAAGUUCUAUGCCUUCUGUGGGGCUCUCUUUGGCAUCACCUCCAUGAUCACUCUGACAGCCAUCGCCCUGGACCGCUACCUGGUGAUCACACGCCCAUUGGCCACCAUUGGGGUGGUGUCCAAGAGACGAGCAGCACUUGUCUUGCUGGGAGUCUGGCUCUAUGCCCUGGCCUGGAGUCUUCCACCCUUCUUUGGCUGGAGUGCCUACGUGCCCGAGGGGCUGCUGACCUCCUGUUCCUGGGACUAUGUGAGCUUCACGCCAUCGGUCCGUGCCUACACCAUGCUGCUCUUCUGCUUUGUGUUCUUCCUUCCCCUGCUUGUCAUCAUCUACUGCUACGUCUUCAUCUUCAGGGCCAUUCGGGAGACAGGCCAGGCUCUCCAGACUUUUGGGUCCUGUGAAGGCCACAGUGAAUUGCCCCGGCAACAGCAGCGGCUGCAGAGCGAGUGGAAAACGGCCAAGAUUGUCUUGCUAGUCAUCCUUCUCUUCGUGCUGUCCUGGGCACCCUACUCCACUGUGGCCUUGAUGGCCUUUGCUGGGUAUGCGCAUGUCCUAACGCCCUACAUGAACUCAGUGCCAGCUGUCAUCGCCAAGGCCUCUGCCAUCCACAACCCCAUCAUUUACGCCAUCACCCACCCUAAGUACAGAAUGGCCAUAGCCCAGCACCUGCCCUGCCUAGGUGUGCUGCUUGGUGUAUCGGUCCAGCGCACUGGCCCAUAUACCAGCUACCAUUCCACCCACCGCUCCACACUGAGCAGCCAGGCCUCGGACCUCAGCUGGAUCUCCAGACGGAAGCGCCAGGAGUCCCUGGGCUCUGAAAGUGAGGUGGGCUGGACAGACAUGGAAGCAGCAGCUAUGUGGGGGUCUGCCCAGCAAGUAAGUGGCUGGUCCCCAUGCAGUCAGGGCCUGGAGGACAUAGAAGCCAAGGCCCUUCCUCAGCCCCAGGGACAUGAAGCACAGGAUCCCAGGAAGGUGCUGCUCCCCAGUCUGGACUCCAGGAUAUAGGGCAUCACUGGAUCUCCUUUUCUUCUGGAUAUGCCCAGUGCCCUGCCCAACACAGACCCAGGAUUACCUCCUGAGUCUGUGGGCUUUGGAAGUAGCCCUGUCACUUGUGGUGUGCUAGAUUCAUAUCCCAAAACACAAAGCUCCUGCCAUGCAAAGUGUUCUGCACGCACUUCUCAUCUUGGCAGCCUGCACCCCAGGCUCAUCCUGAAGAGUGGAGCCCAGCCCUCCUGCUCCUGGAGCCACCUGCCCCUCUUCAAGUGCUGUGUGCCAUGAUUGAGUGAUGACAAUGGCGAUGGCUCCAUGGGGCACACCAGCUAUUUAUGAGUUGCCUCCGCACCCAGGCUGGGCACUUUGUUGGCAUGGGAAAGCCAGCACUGUAUCUCCCUCAGUCAGCAGUUAAAGCUGAACACAGACCUUCAUGUACUGGAAACUCUUAUUUAUCAGUAGCUUUUCCCCACAGUGUACUGUUUCCACUGUGCUCCACACUCUUGUGCACACAUACAUUUGCAAGCACACUCUCUGCAUGUACAUAUUUGCAUGCAUACUCAGCAUAUGUGUGCACACUUUGCACUUGUGAUUUCUUUCAAAUCAGUGGUCUAAGUUUAACCCAGGGC